Messenger RNA from Beta vulgaris subsp. vulgaris (sugar beet), 363 nucleotides. RefSeq lists its product as uncharacterized. The transcript has a single exon. NCBI's taxonomy places the organism in Eukaryota, Viridiplantae, Streptophyta, Magnoliopsida, Caryophyllales, Amaranthaceae. Bases 1 to 363 code for a protein of 120 amino acids. The record is from RefSeq and is a predicted model, not a curated record.
AUGAGUAUGGAAGAGACAAAGGAGGGGAUUCAGCGAAGUGAGAGAUUGAUGGAUGCUUUUCGGGAGGGUAUGCAUGAUUGUGGGGUGAAGGAUUUGGGCUACAAGGGAAGCAGAUUCACAUGGCAGAGGGGCAAUUCUCCAUCUACUCUUAUUCGAGAAAGACUUGAUUGUAUGUUAGCUGAUGAUGACUGGUGUGAUUUGUUUCUAUCAUGGGAAGUUGUGCAUCUCCCGAGAUAUAGUUCUGACCAUGCACCUUUACUCUUGAAGACAAGGAUAAAUGAUAACUUUAGGCGGGGUAACCAAUUAUUUAAGUUCGAGGCAAUGUGGCUUUUGAGUGAGGAUUGUGGAAAGGUUGUGGAGUAG